AUGCAAGCUAAUGACCAUCCAGGCCCAUUCGCAGGCCUUCUGCUGGCCGACUACGGAGCGUCGGUUCUGCGCAUCGAUCGGCCCAAUGCCGUGAGCGCUGACCAGUUAACCCGACACAAAACAUCCGUCACGCUGGACCUACGCGACUCGGCUUCACACCGUGCUCUGCUGUCCAUUCUGGCCAAGGCAGACGUUCUCAUCGACCCCUACCGUCCGGGGGUCUUGGAACGUCUGGGCCUUUCACCCUCCGAGGUUCUCCUCAAGCAUAAUCCUCGUCUGAUUGUGGCGCGGAUGACGGGGUUCCGCCGCGAUGGCAAGUAUAAGGACAUGGCUGGUCAUGAUAUCAACUAUAUUGCCGUGUCCGGCGUCCUCUCCAUGCUGGGUCGCUUGGGCGAGGCCCCGUACGCUCCGGGGAACAUCCUGGGCGAUUUUGCCGGCGGAGGCGCCAUGUGCUUUCAGGGAAUCUUGUUGGCUUUGUUGGCACGCUCCCACACGGGACGCGGCCAGGUCGUCGAGGCGAACAUGGUAGAUGGGUCGGCGUAUCUGGCUGCGAUGCCGCGAUUGAACCGCCACACGCCACUAUGGAAUCAGCCCCGCGGCCAGAACAUGCUGGACGGGGGGAGUCCGUUCUACGACACCUACGAGACCAAAGAUCCGGGCAAGUAUUUUGCCGUGGGGGCGUUGGAACCUCAGUUCUACGCGGCGCUUCUGAAGGGCCUCGGGUUCAGCCCCAAAGAACUGCCAUCGCGAGACGACCGCACCAAUUGGCCAGUCCUGCGAGCGGCGUUUGGCCAACGGUUUCGAGAGAAGACCCGCGCGGAGUGGGAGGCCAUUUUCGACGGUACCGAUGCCUGCGCGACACCGGUAUUGGAACAGAGUGAGCUCGAAGAGAGCGGGUACGAGCAACGGUCGGCGGUCCAUCUGACUGAGACCCCGGCCUUGCCUAUUGCCGCGGACGACGGGGCCUGGUCCGGAGGUGGACUGGCUCCGGGAACCGGUGGGCAAGAGACGCUGCAGGCCUGGUUGGGGUGGGAGGAAGGCAGACACUAUGUGGUUCGUUCGGAUGGGGCGCUGGUGCAGCUUGCAGCAGACAGUAAGGCGAAGCUGUGA
Molecule: messenger RNA, 1110 nt
Organism: Aspergillus melleus
Lineage: Eukaryota; Fungi; Ascomycota; Eurotiomycetes; Eurotiales; Aspergillaceae
Gene: CEFD2
Product: CaiB/BaiF CoA transferase family protein
Exons: 1
Coding region: 1-1110 (369 amino acids)
Molecular function (GO): catalytic activity
Source: RefSeq, a predicted model, not a curated record